CUCGUCUUGCCGCCGUUGUUACAGGGAACAUUAUUCCGGACACUUGUUGGAGAACCCUAAGGCAGACUUUACCAGGGGGCUGCAGGCGGGGCCGGGGACCUCGCAGUGGGUGUGCGGCAGGCGCAGCGGGAACCGGGGGGACUCGCAGCGCAGGAGCGAGUGCGUGGGAGGGGUGGGCGGAUAACGACCGACCGGGAGGAGGCGUCAGGGCCCAGGGCCGGCCUGCCAGACAAACUCGGCAGGAUUCGGGUCUGGUCCCACCUCCGAGUGGGGGCUCACCGCGCAAGGGCAGGCCCCAGAUCGGCCUGGGGCUGAGAGGGGCCGGCUGGAGUUGGGUCAGGGCCGAGUUGCAGGGAGCUUCCUGUUUGUGGUCCUCUGUGGGCUGAGCCUGAACUCGGCCCCUGCUGAGGCUGCUUCUGGAUGCGCAGCCUGAGGAACACCCCCCCAAGGGAGGCCUGCUCCCUGCCCAGCGUCCCCCCCGCCCCGCACCUGAACCGGGCAGAGGAGGACUGUCACCCCCUUCUGCCGAUGUCUUUUAAAUGUCGGUCUUUUUCUCGGUUCAGCGAACAGUGAACGUGCGUUACUGAUGGGAUCACGGAAAAUGCAGUGGCACAACUGCCCCGCCCCACCUCCUCUGCACGGGCUGCCUCGGUUGUCUUGGAAGCCCUCGCGGGUCUGGCUGCAGCUCAGCUUCUCCUUCCGUGGGGCAGGGAGCUGGCUUCUUACCUACAGAAGGUGGGCCCAGUGCCCCAGCGCCCGGAGGUGCCCGAGCAACCGGAAGGUGCUGGUCCCCUCUGGAGGAGGGAGGGGGUGAGAGGCCAGGGGACACCUGAUGCCUGGCUGGGCAGGUGAGCAGGAGUCAGGCGUCUCUGGCCACGUGGGUGUUCAUCACCCCGACGCCUUUUUACGGGGUGCUGUUUAUUACUGUCCUCUCACGGUGGCAGAGGGCAGAGACGCAGCCCUGACUCUCUGCACCCGGGCCGUGGAAGUCACCGGCUCCCUGAGCGAACCAGCACUUAGCUGCUUGGCCCAGCUCAGCCCCUCGUUUGUGCGGCAGAACACAGCACCCCCCUCACCCCCACCUGCCCCCAGCACAGAGGGCGCAGUGAGGGCACCCAGGGCCGCCGCCGGCACCGGGCCUGCACACAGUGGCGGCGGCGUUCUGGGGUGUUUGGUGCCACGAAGGGGGCCUGGCCUGGGGUCUGUGGGCUCUCGACUCCGUGCGGGAAGGGUGUCACACCUCGGGCCCAGGUGACUGUGACCGUGGGGGUCCACUCAUUAGAGCGGGGGUGGUGAGACGAGGAAGGGCUCGGAAAGAAGAACCGACAGGAGGGAGCCUGGGUGGGGGCUGCUUUGGCUCCCUGGAAACCGAGAGAAAGAACUGAGCCGCGCUGGCCGCCGUCAGCUCCCGGGAGAGAUGGAGAAAAGAGGGCCCUGGGGACGGCCGUCUCGGUGGCCAGUCUCGUAGGGCCCUCAGGGUUUAGGAGACGUGGGCUGGUGGGGGAAGAGGGAGCGGGGAGAGGCCUGGGCACGCUCCCUGCAGGGGGGCGCUGGCUGAGGCCCCGGGGGAGGUCCCAGGGGACGUCUCAACGGGCUGCGCAUCAGCUCUCCAGCUGCGUCCCUUCGGGGUCCUGGGCUCCAUUGACUGGUCAGCGUCGGGGCAGAAGGUCGCUGGUCCUUGCGGCUGGUCCUGGGGACAACUGCCUGGCUCUGCUGCUCUUCGGGGCCUGGCGCUGAAACACAGCUGAGCCCUGGGCUUCACCUCUAGGGGGUAAAGGUCAGGGGAGGAUCCGAACUGCAUGACCAGCCAUGCGAAAGGUCAGGGGCCGACACCGCGUGACCAGUGAUCUGCCAGGGGAGGAGAGGUGACCCCGGGGACGGGUUCUGGCCCCUGUUUCGCCUGUUGCCAGGCAUCUGGGGCUUUUACCCUGGUGACCUGCAUGUGGCCGUAAAUUCCUCGGCCGGUCUGUCCAGCUGUCUCAGCUUCCCCAUUGCACUUGCCAAGGAAUUCUCCGAACUUCGUACCAUUCCGCCUCAAGUUCACGCAAUACUCAGGGCAGGGCGCGACCUUCACUGGAGAAACAGCUGGUCUGCCACAGGAGUGGAAGCCCCUCCCAGCGUGCUGGCCGGACAGAGUCAUUUUAGGACCCUUUAUUUUCAAUGGCCGUUCAGCACGGAGGCCCCUCAUCCUGUCCCCUGAGACGUGGGAGAGGCGGCGGCUGUCUGCCACCACGUCCCAGCAAAGGCGAGCCGGCGUCUCAGGUGUGUCAGAUGUUUGACUCAAUUCACAGAACCGACGGAGGCCUCGGGGUGGCCCGGGGGUGGGUGCAGGCAGGGUGGAAGAAGAUCACUUCAGUCCAAACGCUCCUCACCCGGGAUCUCCCAGCUGUGUCACCAGCUGUGUGCCAGGUGCUUUUCCGAGUGCUGGGCGUGGAGGACUGGACGAGGCCAAGUCCCACCCUCUUGCAGCUCACAUUCUAGUUAGAAGCAAACAAAUAGCCAAAACGAAGACCUAAAACUCCACAACCCGGGGUGCUGACUGCCUGGAGGAGAGAGGAGCCUCGGGGUGAGGCUCCUGAAGCCCUGUGACUCAGGAGCAGUCCCCAGCCCCAGGCCAGCUGCACGUCUGCACCCCAACGGGAAGGCCCAGAGGUCCGAACACCCCUCCAGGUCGGAGGCGGAUGCGUGAGGGCCCCAGAGCGCUGCGCGGGCGCCGUUCCCUCGGACGAGACGCAGCGGGGGCGCCCAGCCCCGGGUCGGCUGCGACAGAGGCUGGGAGAUGAUGGGCCCCGAGGGUGACCGAGGGGCGUCCGGGAGCGUCUUCGACCUGGACUACGCCUCGUGGAAGGUCCGCUCGACGCUGGCGGUGGCCGGCUUUGCCUUCUACCUGGGCGUCUUCGUCGUGUGCCACCAGCUGUCCUCCUCCCUGAACGCCACCUACCGCUCCCUGGUGGCCAAGGAGAAGGUCUUCUGGAACCUGGCGGCCACCCGGGCCGUCUUCGGGGUGCAGAGCACGGCGGCGGGCCUGUGGGCACUGCUGGGGGACCCCGUGCUGCACGCUGACAAAGUGUGGGCCCAGCAAGGCUGGUCCUGGUUCCACAUCACCACAGCCACCGGCUUCUUCUUCUUUGAGAACACAGCCCUGCACCUCUCCAACGCGCGCUUCCGCACCUUCGACCCCUUCCUGGCCCUGCACCACCUCUUCGCCUUCCUGGGGUUCCUGGGGCUGCUGGUCAACCUCCAGGCCGGCCACUACCUGGCCAUGGCCACCCUGCUUCUGGAGAUGAGCACCCCCUUCACCUGCGUGUCCUGGAUGCUCCUGAAGGCCGGCUGGUCGGACUCGCUGCUCUGGAGGGCGAACCAGUGGCUGAUGAUCCACAUGUUCCACUGCCGCAUGGUGCUGUCCUACCACAUGUGGUGGGUGUGCCUGCGGCACUGGGACGGCCUGCGCCGCAGCCUGCACCCGCCGCACCUGGCGCUCUUCCUGUGCGGGAUGGGCCUGCUGACGCUCGUGCUCAACCCGUACUGGACCCACAAGAAGACGCAGCAGCUCCUGCACCCCGUGGACUGGAACUUCGCGGCGCCGCGGCCCGGGGGCGGCAGUGCGCUCCCCAGAACCAACGGCCACGGGCCCCAGAAGAAGGGGCAGUAGCCGCUCGGGCCCCCCUCCGCCCCGCGGGGCGGCGUCCUGGCGAGGGGGCCGUGUGCCCGGCAGUGGGUCCGAGGGCCUGCAGACUGACUCGCUGUCUCACUGGUGUGGGUCUCCCAGGUGCCCUGAAGGCCUUCAGGCCCUGCUGUGCCGGCGGAGCAGCGUCCCGCCGUGCUGAUGCCGCUGUCUGCCCUGGCGCUCACCCACGGUGGCCUGCUGCUCGUCCGGAAGGGCCCGGCCGAGAGGCGAGCUGUCCUGCAGCCCCUGCCUGCUGCUGCGGCCUGGGACCCAGCCUGCCCUGCCGGGCCUGCGGGGUGGGCCUGGACCGGGCGGCUGCACCCAGGAAUGCCACCUGCGGAAGUGGGCAAGCCAGCUGGAUCCUUCCCAGCCACACCUUCAGCUGCUGCGUCCUGUCCAACAGCCUCACGGUUGGGAAGAAUUGCCCUGAGGCGGAAACUGCUCCCUUGCCAGGUGGGCGGGUCCAGUGGCUCUUGUCCUGGCGGGAGGAGCUCCUGGGGAGCAGCCAGCCCAGAAGUCACCUGUCUGCCUUUGGGAACGAGGGGAGGAGACAGGAAGUCCUGUCAGACUUUUCAUCAAGGAGGCGGCCACAGAACAGGAAUUUCUGUUCAGAUCGCAUCGCUCAGCUAACACAGUGAGGAAGAUACUCGCUAAUCCGGAGAGUCUGCAUUUCGGAGCCAUUUCCGUCUGCCGGAGCUGCUGGCAGGGCCCACGCAGGCCCCGGCUCCGCAGCUGGUUUUCUCUGUGGCUCUCAGGACGCGGGGGGCUGCAGGGGGGUGGUGAGCAGUGUCCCCCCGCCAGGCUGCGGCCCUGAGCUCCUGCACCUUCAGCACCACCGCCCCCCCCUUUCCUUGGCUGCCUGGUGGCGAGCCCCGGUGGGCUUUGCACGCCCACCCAGCACCCUGACUGACAGGUGUGCAAGCACUGUCCUUGCCACGAGUGUGCAGUUAAAAUCGAGAGUUUAUUUUUAUCAAAAGCGCCUUUGAAGUGUUUCUGGCGACACCUGUUGGUGGUGAAACAGCGGGCCUGGGCCUGUGGCCAGCAGGGGCCCCGAGAUCACCGCCCCCUCGUCACCCCUUGGCUGGGCUGCGCUGAUCACGUGACCCCUGCGUACCACACCUGGAGAAGCACCUGCGUCUUCCCCAGCGAAGCCGGCCGCUUCGGAGACCGCUGACCGGAGCCACCGCCCUGUGGCCUGUGCUUUCUGACCCGGGGUCCGGGGGCGGGGGAUAGGCCGUCUGUCUGGGGGACAGACAGGAAACGAAGGACAAUAAAGUGGCUGAUGUUCACAGCA
Molecule: messenger RNA, 4961 nt
Organism: Phyllostomus hastatus (greater spear-nosed bat)
Lineage: Eukaryota; Metazoa; Chordata; Mammalia; Chiroptera; Phyllostomidae
Gene: CLN8
Product: CLN8 transmembrane ER and ERGIC protein
Exons: 3
Coding region: 2780-3652 (290 amino acids)
Biological process (GO): lipid homeostasis
Cellular component (GO): endoplasmic reticulum; membrane
Source: RefSeq, a predicted model, not a curated record